ACUAGGAAUGAAUGGAGUUAUUGUAAGCAAUGAGAAAUUAAAGCCUGUCAAGUCUGUUAGGUCAGUUGCUGACUUAAGUAAGAAUACAUUAUCUAGGAAUGAUCAGCAUGUAGAGGUAAAGGAUGAUGUUCAGGGAGAUACGCAGAAGAGUGCAGAUGUUGCAGGAAACCUCAGAGUUAAGGAAAGGAAAGAGGCGAAGGUGUAUCCCAAGGAUACAAGAAGUGUCAUUUUAGAAAGCAAGGUUAAUCAGUUGGAGCACAGAAUAAAGAUGCUUGAGGGAGAGCUAAGAGAAGCUGCAGCUGUUGAGUCUGCUCUUUAUUCAGUAGUUGCUGAGCAUGGAAGUUCCAUGAGUAAGGUCCAUGCUCCAGCUCGGCGCCUUUCUAGGUUGUAUCUUCAUGCUUGUGGAGAAACUUCACGUUCUAGGAGAGCCAGUGCAGCUAGAAGUGUUGUUUCAGGACUAGUUUUGGUUGCAAAAGCAUGUGGGAAUGAUGUUCCAAGGCUAACAUUUUGGCUUUCAAACUCAAUUGUCUUGAGAACAAUUAUAAGCCAGGCUACUGGGGACCCUGAACUUCCCAAGUCUGCCAGGUCUUCUAUUGACAGAAAUGGUGCUGCAAAAGUUAAACAUAAGGCUUCAUCUCCAUUAAAAUGGGAGGCUCCAUCCUCUGGGAAAAAACAAGGGAUGAAACUAUUGAACGGAAGUUUUGGUGACUGGGAGAACCCAAAUUCGUUUAUGUCCACACUGGAGAAGAUUGAAUCAUGGAUCUUCUCCCGAAUAGUUGAAUCUAUCUGGUGGCAGACUUUGACACCACAUAUGCAGUCGGUUGCUGCCAAGGCAAUUGAUGAAAAUAUUGGUUCAGUGUCACAAAAGAAUUAUAGAAGGACAUCUAGUUCAGUUGAUCAAGAGCAAAGUGACUUUUCAUUAGACCUUUGGAAGAAGGCUUUCAGGGAUGCUUGUGAAAGACUUUGUCCAGUAAGAGCUGGUGGGCAUGAAUGUGGCUGCUUGCCUUUGUUGUCUAGAUUGGUCAUGGAGCAAUCGGUGGCUAGAUUAGAUGUGGCAAUGUUCAAUGCCAUUCUCCGUGAAUCUCCUGACGAGAUCCCCAGUGACCCUGUGUCCGAUCCCAUCAGUGAUUUGAAGGUUCUUCCAAUUCCAGCUGGGAAAUCUAGUUUUGGGGCAGGUGCACAGCUGAAGAGUGCGGUAAGCCAAUUCGAAUUGUAUCUUCCAACCUAUUUGUAAUGAAUUUUAUUUAUUUUAUUUGUCUUGUAACAAUUAUUUGUUUCAAUUCUUUAUUAUUUUCCUCAAGCUUUGGGGUUAGGACACCUUCCACAGUUUUUCUCUUUCCUGGGUAAAAUUAAACAUUAGGAGUAUUGUCCAUAUGUAACGCUAUUGGUUCCUGCUACAUGUCCUUGAGUUCUUCUCCACAGGAGAGUACCCUUGUGUUUAAUUCCAAUUACAUGUCCCUUACAAAUCGAUAGUCAUGUGUCUUGACUCGAUGACUAAUACAGCAAAACACUUUUAAGUCGCAUCUAAUUUCCAUCCUGACAUUACAUAAUAUUUGACCUUUAUUAGGAUGAUACACAUUCUGUAAUAUUCCUCAAAAGUGCCUAAUGCCUUUGGAUGUACCUCAAGAGCAUGACCACUUGAUUAUCACAUGAUAAA
This is a messenger RNA of Rosa chinensis, 1657 nucleotides long. RefSeq lists its product as uncharacterized. Gene Ontology annotation, cellular component: nuclear pore. The record is from RefSeq and is a predicted model, not a curated record. The transcript has 4 exons. The coding region runs from base 8 to 1234 and encodes 408 amino acids. Lineage: Eukaryota; Viridiplantae; Streptophyta; Magnoliopsida; Rosales; Rosaceae.